AUGGAUGCAGAUUUUGGAGAGAUUCAACCGGAAGAACUCAGAUUCAUGUUCGAACCAAAGACAAAGAUCUCGUGCUUCGUAAAGCUGAUGAACAAUUCUGGUCAUCAUAUCGCGUACAGGAUCUACUCGACACACGCAGAGCUCUAUUGUUGUCGAAAAAAAGAGGGUAUUAUCAAACCAGGAUCCACAUGUGAUGUAGAAGUCAUUAGAAAGAAACAAGACGUAGCGCCUCUUCCAAAGACGAUUGCCAAGGAAAGGUUACACUUCAAAAGAAUCUUUGUCCCUGAAGAUACUGACAUUAAAGAUAUCGCAUCAAUAUUUCAUUGUCAUAAGUGUAAUCCAGAUAUAAACAAAAAAUAUCUGAAAGUAGUCGUUGAUGUUAUCCCGAGGUCGGAGGAGAUGGAUUCAAAAACUGAAGAACAAGAUUUAAGGAUGGCGGAAGCUCGACAGAUGAAAUCGAUGAAGUUGAAGAUGGAAGACAUGGAUUUAAGGCUAAAGGAGGCUGAAGAAACUAUAUCGAAACUCAAAGAACGCAAGAAUGAAUGCGAUUACAAGGGUAAGAAAAUGCGUCCCAGUGUACUUAUAAAGUGUUUUAAUGUGAAAUUGGUUUGA
Molecule: messenger RNA, 612 nt
Organism: Cynara cardunculus var. scolymus (artichoke)
Lineage: Eukaryota; Viridiplantae; Streptophyta; Magnoliopsida; Asterales; Asteraceae
Product: vesicle-associated protein 2-1-like
Exons: 1
Coding region: 1-612 (203 amino acids)
Biological process (GO): endoplasmic reticulum membrane organization
Cellular component (GO): plasma membrane; endoplasmic reticulum membrane
Source: RefSeq, a predicted model, not a curated record